AGAGAGAGAGAGAGAGAGAGAGAGACGUUUAUUUCACAACUCAAUUCAAAGAAAAACUAGUGUGAGUACGCCAUGUAGAGUCGAGAUUAACCUCAACGCGUUGUGUACUGUCAAUGAUAUAUGUAGUGAAGUAUCCAUCUCUAUAUAUGUAGAGAUAUAUAGAGUGCAGACGGGUUACGUGCCAGAGGCGCUUGGCUGCAGCACACUGCCGUUCAACUCUCUUUAGCAAACCAAGGCAGGUCUGAACCAGAGCUCGACUGUGGAGCUCGAAAUGAACGGGAAGAAAUGUCUGGCUCGUAACGCGUGGAUAUCGAGCACCGUGCGCCAUGGUUAUUAAAUCUGCAGCUUGAGAAUGAUAUGCAUAUCUAUAACGCGCUGCGUGUGGAAGCAAGGCGGAAAGGUUUGUAAGUGCACGGGAUCUGAGCGGAUGAGUGUCCGGGUUUUUAAAUGCAUUGGCUGUGUUGUCCUGGGACUGCGAUGCGCCUAACGCCUUUCUUCGUUUGGGAUUACUUUUGCACUGAGAUUUUUUGUUUAUUUCUGAGCGGGUUUGAUGAGGACAGCGAGCUGAAAACAAACACACUUCGGUUUGCUGCCCCCAGACAGCACAGCGCAACCGCCACAGCUUCGUGCACUGAACCGACAUGGAUGGGGACCCAGCGCCGGUGAUUCCGUUAGACCUCCGGACAACCCGCAAAUCAGGGAGCCCCAGAGAGGAUAUUGCUACCACUGAUAAACCCAGUACUAAACAGGCCAGUAGACUUGGAACCAGUGCAAGCACGGGCGAACUGGGAAGGACCGGGAGAAUGGGGUGCAAGGGUGAAGCGGCAGAACAGAGGCAGGACUGGGACACGGAGUCCAGAGUGCAGGGACCCUGGUUCAAUACGGUUCCACCCCGCGCUCCGUUUGCACAGGUGCCGCCGGGUUAUCAAGCACUGGUGCCGAGCUAUAGCGCACAGAACUACCCAUUCCCGGUAGCGUUCGGCGUUGACUCUGUAUGGAGACCGCCCUUGGUCCAUAUAAGCAGUGGUAGCGGAUUCAGCGGUGUUUACCUCCCUUUCAAACAACAGAGAGAGCACGGGCAUUGGAAAAAUGAAGCUUGGAGAGGCCAAACAGCCGCGGUUUCCCCGGUAACCACUCAAACUCCAAACGCGACUUCCAGGACCCCCGAUUCUUUGGAGCGGCCGCAGAGCGGCGCCUCGUCUUCGCCCGUUUGCAAAACAGAACUGCAACCGAACUCGCACGGAGGCUCCAAAGCGACCGAUAAGCCCGCCCUGUCCUUGCCGUUGAGGAAGCGACCUUACCCAGCUGUGGAGACUGAGGACAGCCGUUCGGGGGGCCCCAGCCCUUCAGCUCCCUGCAAAAAAGAACCUAACAGCUCCCCCCCAGCUCAGGAGCCGGAGACCGGCGGCACGCCGACCAAGCAGGAGCGCAGGCAGGCAGUCGAUGCUCGGUCUCCCGCAGACUCACGAGUUAUGCAGGGCUCGCAGGCUCACGGGUUCCCCGAAAGGAAGGCGGUUAUUGACGGGAUGUAUUCCAGAAUGCCGGCACCCGGAGGCGGGGCCAGGUCACCUUACUGCCCAGUGCCGGGCCCCUACCCCCAGGCUGGCUACCCUUACUGCCCCGUGCCCGCCCCUCACCUCUACCUGGGCGGGGUUAUUAGCAUGCAGGCACCGCCCUUUCCAGUCAUAUACCCAAUGGAGGACAAGCUGGCUUCUGACAUCGCCAUGGCGACCAGACAGGACGAAGAUGGAGACACAGCUCUGCACAUCGCUGUGGUUCAGGGACAGGAGCUGAUGGUGUUGGCACUCACUCACAUCCUGCAGCAGGGCAAGAGAGACCUGGACACAUACAACAACCUGAGACAGACUCCUCUGCACUUGGCAGUGAUUACCCAUCAGCCCCAGAUGGUCAGUCACCUGGUUGGUCAGGGGGCCAGUGCGAUGCUGCUGGACCGGAACGGCCAGACCUCGAUCCACCUGGCCUGCGAACACAGCCAGCAGGACUGUCUGCAAGAGAUACUGGUCCGGAGCCAGAACAAACUGGACCUGGAGGCCCGGAACUACCAGGGCUUCACUCCUCUACACAUCGCAGUGAAUAACAAUAGAAAGGACUUGCUGACCACGCUGCUGAGCAGAGGAGCUGAUAUCGACGCUGUGGAUAUUAAAAGCGGGCGCAGCCCCCUCAUUCACGCAGUGGAAAACAACAGCUUGGAAAUGGUGAACUUUCUGAUCGAGCACGGGGCCAAUGUGAACGCUCAGAGCUACUCUGGGAACACCGCGCUGCACUCGGCCAGCGGCCGUGGCCUCCUAGACAUCGCGCGGGUGCUGCUGAAGAACGGGGCAGACUGCGGCAUCAAGAACUACCACAACGACACGGCCCUCAUGGUGGCAAAGAACAAGAGGGUUAUUGAUGCAUUGAGGGGGAAGGGGUCAAGGGUUGCAGCCAUUCCCAAACUCCCCGAGAUCACCACGGAGCUCCUCCCCUCUCCACACGGCAGCCGCAGCUCGUCAAGCUCGCCCACGCACACGCACAACGGAAACUCAAUCCCAUCUCCUGGCCCCGCCCUUCGAUGCUCCCCAUUGGCUGCUUCUCCAGCUCAACAACAACACCACCUCCCUGCCCCGCCCCCUUCCUCCAGCCCGCUGCUAGCUCCUCCCCAGAGGCCAGCCAGCCAAUCUAACGAUGGACAGUGGCUAUCGCCGGGCAGAGAUGAAAGACAUGUGCAAUGCCAGUCUUACCAGGCAGGGGGAGCUCUGAGCCCAGCAGCCUUGCCUAACUUCCACAGCUUCAGUAAUGGACCUCCUUUCAGUCCCGGAGUCCUGUACGCCAAACAGGGAGACUACAGGAACCUGCCACAGGGGUAUUACCUGGAGGGGCGGUGCAUCCCUCACCCCACUGCCUUCCUCCAGCCCUACCUCCUCCCCUCUCCGGCAAGAGCAUCCAAUCACCCGCUCGCAGGGAUCUCUCUGGACCAAUCGCAGCCCUCCUUUGACUCCCAGAGCCCCGCCCCGCUCAAUGCCCGCCCCUCCAGCAGGAACAGUGACCAAUCGGACGUGUCUACCAUGAGCGUCAGCAGUGGGGGAAAAGCCUGCAGGACCCAGAGAGACGAGGAACACACAGCCUGCAGGACCCAGAGAGACGAGGCACACACAGCCUGCAGGACCCAGAGAGACGAGGCACACACAGCCUGCAGGACCCAGAGAGACGAGGCACACACAGCCUGCAGGACCCAGAGAGACGGAGCAUACACAGCCUGCAGGACCCAGAGAGACGGGGCACACACAGCCUGCAGGACCCAGAGAGACGGGGCACACACAGCCUGCAGGACCCAGAGAGACGGGGCACACACAGCCUGCAGGACCCAGAGAGACGGGGCACACACAGCCUGCAGGACCCAGAGAGACGGGGCACACACAGCCUGCAGGACCCAGAGAGCCUUCUAACAGGAGCAAUGCAACCCAGAGCCAGCUCUUACAAUAGCAUUCACGCAUUCUCUAUUAUUAUUAUUAUUAGUAGUAUUAUUAUUAUUGUUGUUAUUAAUGUUGCUACCAGUAAUUGUAAC
Molecule: messenger RNA, 3562 nt
Organism: Polyodon spathula (Mississippi paddlefish)
Lineage: Eukaryota; Metazoa; Chordata; Actinopteri; Acipenseriformes; Polyodontidae
Product: B-cell lymphoma 3 protein-like
Exons: 11
Coding region: 642-3443 (933 amino acids)
Molecular function (GO): protein binding
Source: RefSeq, a predicted model, not a curated record